AUGCCUCUUGACAGCAGCCCGUUACUUCACGAGGACUCGGGUUACGCAGAAUUCGCGGCUGGUUUGGAUAACGUCGAAGAAAAUGCCUCCUCUGUUGACUACGAACCAACUAGAUACUGUUUUUAUCGCGACUUCAGCCCACCUCAGUCCCCUGUUCACCAGAAUGCACCACACAUGCAGUUACCCUCCACUCCUCCUGCCUUCUGUGACAAAAAAGUAUUCCAACCUCUGGAUGCCGUCAAUAUGCCUACUUACAUUGGCAUUCUUACAACACCUCAUUCCCCGGCGCUGUCUUCCGCAAGAUGGCUGUUGUCUAGCAGUCCUUCACCUUCGCAGGGUUCUCUACUAUUCUCCCAGGAGUACCCACCUGACAGGUAUAUUACUCAAGUGAAUAAUACUCGCUUGCAAGACGUGGCCCAGAUGCCCGACUCUGAUCUAACUUUGGACUCUGGAUCUGCCUCUUCGCCAACGCCGGCCAGCACUGCCUCCUACGGUUUCCCAAGCUCUGCAGACGACUCGUCCCUUGCGUCCCUUUAUGCUCGUUCUGUGCCUCCUGGCGAUCCUGAGGAACCACCGCUGGUUAGACAGACACUCAUUGACGCUCUCCAAGGCGAGCUGUUCGAAGGCGCGGACCCAUGGCGAGCGCUCGACCGCAUUCUGGGCCUGCAACCUUCCUCUGACUUUGCCUCGGAACAAACUCGAUUCUCAGUGGAUCAGCUCAGACUGUCGGAUGCUCGCGGUCUCCAUGCGGCUCAUGAUAGAAGCGGUGUGGGGUACCAUGCUCCGCGAGCGUCUUCGGCUGUAUACCCUAGAAAUGCGGAGAUCCGUCCGGUGGAAGCGCUACCUGACACGUCUGAGGACGCGGAUGCUGACGCAGACCUGCUAGGCACUGCCGGUGUAGACACGAACGUCUGCGACAGCGACUCCGGAGAUUUGAUGAAUGUCGUCUCACUAGCUGCAUCUGACCUUGCGCUAGAACCACCUGUCAAAUCUUGGCAUACAAGUCCAAUUGAAGGAGAAGACGAAGUGCGUCUAAAAGAGGUCCUGACUCCGUGGAGUACUUCGCCAGUGCAGGAAGCAGUUCUCGAUCACGAAGUGCUCCGAUGCGACGAGUUGGCUAAGGACCGAUUCACUGACGCGCGCGACCAUGUUGCCAGUACACAGGUACGAGGUUUUAUCCUGGGUGUUAGAGCUGAUAGUGACAUCGACCAGCUGGACACCGCCGCGAAUAAGGACGACGCUCGGCGUCUUAUAAUAUCUUACGCCGACCCACUCGAUGGACCAGACGUGCUAUCUGCUGGUGGUGACGAAAAUCUUGACGGGCCGUCUCUUUUUUCGGAUGUGGACAUCGAGGACGAUUAA
This is a messenger RNA of Sparassis crispa, 1362 nucleotides long. RefSeq lists its product as hypothetical. The coding region runs from base 1 to 1362 and encodes 453 amino acids. The record is from RefSeq and is a predicted model, not a curated record. NCBI's taxonomy places the organism in Eukaryota, Fungi, Basidiomycota, Agaricomycetes, Polyporales, Sparassidaceae. The transcript has a single exon.